Cicer arietinum (chickpea) is the source of this 592-nucleotide messenger RNA. RefSeq lists its product as uncharacterized. The record is from RefSeq and is a predicted model, not a curated record. NCBI's taxonomy places the organism in Eukaryota, Viridiplantae, Streptophyta, Magnoliopsida, Fabales, Fabaceae.
CCCUUUUCCAAACACAAACCUAGGAGUAACUUAAAAAAAAAAACACACAAACCUAGGAGUAAGAAGCUCUUGUCAGUGACCAAACCAACCAUGUUUCCUUCUCACAGCCUCAUUAUUUCUCUCAUUUUUGUUUCCAUUUUAGUCAGCGAAGCAAGCUUUGUCCAUGAAGCAAAUGGGUCAUUUCCAAUGGUGCCUGUGAUGGAAGCCGGGAAGAUGGAGAUGAUGAUGAUGAAUGAUAGCAGAAGAAAGCUAGGAAGUUUCAAGAUAUGUGCUCUAUGUACCUGUUGUGGUGGAGCAAAAGGGGUUUGCUUGCCUUCUCCUUGUUGCUAUGCUAUCAAUUGCAACAUUCCCAAUAGACCUUUUGGUUUCUGUUCAUUCACACCCAAGGCUUGUAAUUGCUUUGGAUGCCAUCUUUAAUUUCUUUCUUAGUUUGCUUGCUUCCCUUAUAUUAUUAUAAUUUUAUAAUAACAGUAAUUGAAAUUGAGGAUUGAUUAUCUUUAAUUAAUGAUUAUUAUGUGUUGUUGCAAGUGUGAAUGAGAAGUGAAGUGAAGAAUAUCUGUUCUUGAUUUGAUUAUUUGUUUAAUUACUAUUA